This is a messenger RNA of Acanthosepion pharaonis, 2001 nucleotides long. NCBI's taxonomy places the organism in Eukaryota, Metazoa, Mollusca, Cephalopoda, Sepiida, Sepiidae. The record is from the annotation of a GenBank genome assembly.
AUGUGUAUCAGGGAGGUGGCCAACUCCAAAAUUGGUUUAGACUGUCUGCUUAGUAGUAAACACCGAAGGGACAAUAUUUUUGGACGAAGAUUUGCAGCAGUUUUGGAAAAUCGAAAUCCCAUUGUCAAAAUACAGAUCUUUGAGUUGAUGUCAGCACUUUGCCUUUAUUCCAGAGAUGGCUACUAUCUCACACUAGAUGCCUUAGAAAGAUACAAAUCAUGGCAGAAAUAUCAAUACCGUUUUUCCUUACUGCUGAAUGAACUUCGACAUGCAGACCACAAUGCAUACAAAGUCAGCAUUUUGGCACUAAUCAAUGCAAUCAUCUUUGCCAAUGAAAACAUUCAGGAUCGAAUGCGGAUUCGAAAUGAAUUCCUUGCUCUCAACAUUGAAGAAACGGUGGCUGCAGUAUGUGAAGCAGACACAAACCCUGAUUUCCAAAUUCAAUGGGAAGUAUUCCAAGAUGAAAUGUCAGCUGAUCGAGAAGCUAUAGAAGAGAUAAAAGAAGGUGUCAUAAAUGUGAACAAUCAUCAAGAAUUGUUUCAAGCAAUUUACAACAGAGUGCGUGAUUCUCCAAUUUCUGCUGCUUUUCUUUCCAUUUUGCAAAGUAUGUUCCAGAUUAAUGCAAGUAUGACUCAAAGUGAACCAAUAUGGAAUAUGCUGGAAAGAGAAGUUCAUAAUUUGCUUAAUAAUGAGAUGUCACUGCCAAGCAGCCUAAAUUCCAGUCGACGCUCAAGUACCACAUCAACUCUAUCAAGCAAUCUAAUUAUGUAUUCCACUCAAAAUACAACCCCUCCAACAGUACCUCUUCCUCCAUCUAUCACUCCACCUUCUUCCUCCCUUGUAACUUCAUCCAGGACUCCAUCCCAAGGAACAGCACCUUCUUUACCACCACCACCGCCCCCUCCGCCUCCUCCACCUCCACUUCUUCCGACCAUCACAAUAUCAAAUACUGGACCACCAGCACCUCCACUAUUACCAAGCAAUCCUGGUCAGACAGUUCUUCGUGCACCUCAGCAAUUCUUUCCACAAAUUGCCAUCCCAGAACCUGAAUGCAAAAUGCGGCCAUUUUCAUGGAACAAGGUUCAACCUAUGACAAUUUCAGAUGUUAGUGUGUGGAAUGAUGUCCUUAAAAUGAAGGACCCCGUUGACAUGGAAUAUAAAAGACUGGAGGAAUUGUUUUGCCAAAAAGAUAAUACUGUACCUGAAAAAGAGAAAAGUCCAAUUCGAACCGCAGUUUCCUCUGAGAUUACUUUAAUUGACCCUAAGAAGAGCAUGAACUUGAAUAUCUUCCUGAAACAAUUCCGGCGAAGUAACGAAGAAUUAAUUGAGAUGAUAAAGAAAGCAGAUGUCCGGGCAUUUGGAGUGGAGAAAUUGAAAGGUUUAAUAAAGUUGCUCCCCCAACAAGAUGAGAUUGAUUUGAUUGAAAAUUUUGAUGGCAAUGUGGAGAAGUUGGGAACAGCAGAAAAAUUCUAUCGUCUUUUAAUACAACUUCCAGCUUUCCGUUGCCGGCUUGAAGCAAUGUUACUUGUUGGAGACUUCAGUUCUCAGCUAGCCAUGAUACGUCCAAACAUUCAUCUUUUAAACACUGUCUGUGGUCGACUUACAGACAACACUUCUCUCAAGAAGUUCCUGCGACUUGUAUUGCAUGCUGGAAAUUUUUUAAACAAGGGAACAUCUUCCGGGAAUGCAGUUGGUUUCCGUAUAAAUUCCUUGAAUAAAUUGGUGAUGACUCGAUCAAAUGUUGCUCGCCUUUCUUUGCUUCAUCAUCUUGUGGAGCAGGCAGAAAGUGAGAAUAAAGAUGCUCUUAAGUUUGUGGAUGAACUUCUGGAACCUUUACAAAAGGCUGUUAGGAUAAGUUUGGAAAACAUGAAAUCUGAGUUUAAGCAGUUGAAGACCAAUGUUGCCCGUGUCCAUCGACAGUUGGAAGAAGUCAAAGAGGAAGUUGCAGAACAGUUUAAAGACUUCUUGGAGGUUAGUGCUUCUUUCAAAUCAAUGAUUUAA